Molecule: messenger RNA, 2425 nt
Organism: Vitrella brassicaformis
Lineage: Eukaryota; Vitrellaceae
Source: the annotation of a GenBank genome assembly
CAAGGACAUUGAGCAUCUCGUGUACUUGUAGAUCUGCGCCUUUGUUGCUGUCUGAGGUGACGGGUAUCGACACAUCUUGAUGUCCUCUGCAGCCGACUCGCGAACAGGCGAGGCACUGCUCAACAACACAACCACAGCGGCAGAGAGGAGAGCGACCUUCUUUCUCACUGUCUGUCUGUCUGUCUGCCCGCAGGUUCAUCUUCCUCACGUUCUGUUUGGGCAGCGACGACAGCUGCAGGUGGGAGCGCACGAGUGCCCGCCUGGAUGGGAUGCGCCGAAUGUGAUGUGUCCGUCCGCUAUCGCAUCAUGAAUCGUCCGUCUUCUCUGCUGCGUGUGUUCAGCUGCUCACCCGGCACGGCCGUCGGAACACAUACCUUCGUCGUCAUCCUCGUCGGCUCAUUCUGGCCAUGACCACCUCCACCCAGCUCCACCCCAGCCACCCCCGCCAUCGCCCCCACUCCCACCUGCCGCAGCGUCUGCAUCUGCUGGCGACAGUCCCUUCUACCCACCCAGAGAGGGCGGCGCGCGCGGCAUCGGCAGCUUCUACACGUCUCUCUCAGAGGACAACUCACCCGGGUACGUUCGCGAGUGGGAAACCGUUGAUCUGCGAGGCGACAAUGGCAAGGAGGGCGGCGAGCCGUCCCAGCAGCAGGCCAAGAAGUCCUCCAAGGUCAAGAUACGGCUGCUGCCCAAGUCGCUGAGGAGGGCCAGGGGCGGCAGUGAGGGCAGCAAGGCCAGUGCCUCUGUGGUCGCUGGCAGGAUGUCUGAGGAGGUGCUGCAGGAGCUGACGCAGCUGCAGAGCUCCAAAGAGGAUGCAGACGCACAGCUGCAAAACCUGCUGAAGGUAUGUAAAAGGGGCAGGGAUGGACACCACAGAAGGACGCUGGGCGAUGCAUGGUGAUUCAUCGUGUUGUGGACAAUCAUCAGGUGAAGUCGUUUCUCGUCCAGAAGCUGCAGGAGUGCGAGGCGGCGCUGCUGACGACAGCCAUGGAGCGAGACGACCUGGAGAAGACACUUCAUGAGCUGCAGGAGGUCAGGAACAGUAGAAUGAGCUCCGAGAGCACUCCCAUCAGUGCCAACUUGGCUCUAUCUGUGUCGGUGUGUGUCAUCAUCAGGCUCUCCAGCGUCGCGAGAGUGAGAUAGAGGCUCGGAUGGACACACAGGACGUGCAGAUCGCAACGCUCACCGUACGCGACCUCCAGCCACUGUGGGGCGACUAACUCAUCAAGUGCGAUGGGUCCGUCUGUCUGUGUGCAGGAGGAGAAGAGUGCUCUCGAUAAGGAGGCUUUCCGACUGAGGGCCGAACACAACUUGCUGACGGCUGAGCUCAAGGUAAUGAUAUGACCCGAUCUGAUCACACACAGUUCAUCCAUUUCUUCGCAAUCCUUGUCUGGUCAGGAUACGGCUGCCCGCCAUGCAGCUGAGGAGGAGGAGCUGAACAAGGCCAUCGAAGACCUCAACGCGCAGAAAAAGGUAGCGCUGGCUCUCGCACACCAACAGGACCCUUCAUCCACGUAAUCAUGUGUGUGACCUUGGUGUUACUUUAGCUGCUGGUGCGAGAGGUCAAGACACUUCGCCAGUCGCUCGCCACAUCUCGCGAGCAGCUUGCCAACGCCCUCGCCCAGCUUGACGAGUAUCGCAGCACCGAGCAGGCCGCCCCGGCCUCGGCCCCACCCCCUCCCCCGCCACCCCCACCACCCCAAGAGACAGAGACGGCCGUGACGGACAUCAUUCGAGAGACGGAGGACAGCCUGUCGCCUCCCCAGAGGUCCAGCAUGCCGCCGUCAUACCGCUCCAAGAAGGAUGGCAGUUUCUUCCACCAGGUGCUGAAGAUGGCCCAGCCCGUCCUGGAGAAGGGCAAGGAGCUGGCGAGGGGUCAGAGCCACGUGCUGCAGACCACCCCACUGGUGCUGGGAGGCGACCCAUCUGAAGGCGCAUUUGAGGCGAUGCCCGCUGCCUUCAUCACGCCGCCCGAGGGAGCCGCCUUCAUUUCGUCGACGGACAGCAGCAGGAGCUCCCCUUUGCCGCCCCCACCCCCUCCGCCCCCGCCACCCCCGCCCAACCCAUCUUCCAUUCUGUCACAAGACCCAAGUUUCCUGUCGCCGCAGAGGGAAAAGGCGAGUGCGCUGAUCAGCGACCUUUCGCCAGGCACCAAGAGCGAGAAGGACGACUUCCAGGAGUGUGCCGAGGAGGAGGCGGGCGAGGUGCCGAGGGACGAUGUGGAGGUGCAGCUGGAUGGGUGAAGAUGGUGUCAAUAGUUAACUGAGAGAGACAGUCACUUUUUGUGCCAUGUCGAUGGAAUGCCAUGGGAGAUGACACGUGUAGGGGGAUGCGUUCAGUUCGGUACAUGGGGUGCCCAUGAUACGAUGAGUGAAUGGCACGUAGCUGUGUGUGAGGGGCGGGGCCGACGCAGGGCGGAUGCGAC